CAAAAUUUAUUUUAUCAAUUAGGUUAAAGUUCAUCUUCAGAUUUAUACUUAUAAUAUUGUUCAAUGUUACGGAAUAACUUUAGACCCAAAUACUAAAGAUUAUAUAAUGGUAUUACAUUACUGCAGCGAAGGAAAUUGGAGGAAUUAUAUAAAUAGUUCUAAGAAUUAUAUAGAUUGUAAAUUAAGAAUUGAUAUGUUUAUGCAAAUUGCAAGGGGGCUUUUAGAUAUUCAUAAUGCUGGAUUAAUCCAUAAAGAUUUUCAUUCAGGUAAUAUAUUAAUAUCUUAUAGAGGUUCAUUUAUAAGUGAUUUAGGAAUGUGUCAACCAGCAAUAAAGCAAUCAGUUAAAGAAGAAGGUAUUUAUGGAGUAUUACCAUAUACGGCACCAGAAGUUUUACAUGGAUAUCAAUAUACUAAAGCAGCAGAUAUUUACUCAUUUGGAAUAAUAAUGAAUGAAUUUCUUUCUGAAGAAAUUCCUUUUAAUGAUAUUUCUCAUAAUGAAUCCUUAGCUAUUAAAAUAUAUAAAGGACUUAGACCAACAAUUUCUAAAGAUGUACCAAAAUUACUUGCAGACCUAAUUUCUAAAUGUUGGGAUACCAAAAUAGAAAAUAGACCAACUGCUAAUGAAUUGUAUCAGAUUUUAGAAAAAUGUAAUAAUGAGAUUUGGAAUGUUGAAUUUAGUAAAUAUAUUCAUGAUGAUAAAAAUAGUCAAAAUAGUGAAAUUUAUUCUCAAAUAAAAGAAUUUGAUAAAAUUGGAGAGAUAAAAUUUAAUAACAGGUCAAAUGAAGAUAAAUCCAAAAUUACUCAAACACAUCCACAAGCUAUUUAUACAUCUCGGUUACUUAAUCCUUAUACUGAAGGACUUGCAAUUGAUUUUACAGAGUUAGAUGAUGAAAAAUGAUCAGAAUUAAUUUUACUACAAAAAUUAUCAACUUAUUUUACUUAUUUUCUGCUUAUUAUAAAAAAUGUAUUUUAUUUAUUUUUAUAAAUAUUCAUUAUAAAAUCAUGUUAAAUAUGAAUUUCAUUAUAUUUUGUUUCAACACUG
This is a messenger RNA of Rhizophagus irregularis DAOM 181602=DAOM 197198, 1042 nucleotides long. RefSeq lists its product as uncharacterized. Gene Ontology annotation, biological process: protein phosphorylation; signal transduction. Gene Ontology annotation, molecular function: ATP binding; protein kinase activity. The record is from RefSeq and is a predicted model, not a curated record. NCBI's taxonomy places the organism in Eukaryota, Fungi, Glomeromycota, Glomeromycetes, Glomerales, Glomeraceae. Gene Ontology annotation, cellular component: cytoplasm.